AUGUCAGAACCACUCUACCCAACGUAUUUGCCCACCCGGCCGGAAGGCUUUACUGCCACCAUUGACGUACCUUACUUCGAGGCCGGGGAGCCCGGGCUGCGUGCUGAUCCAGCCAAGCCCCAUCUGAGCAAAGCUGGCGCCGUUGUCGAUGACAUAACACCACGCAUAGGAACCGAGGUGUCCGGUGUGCAGCUGAGCUCCUUGGGCAAGGAUGGGUUGGAUGAAGUCGCCCUGCUAGCAGCAGAAAGGGGUGUUCUCGUUUUCAGAGACCAGGACUUUGCCGAUGUCGGGUUCGACAGGCAGCGGGAGAUCGUUGAGCACUAUGGGCCACUUCACCAGCAUCCAACCAUGGGGUAUCCAGCAGGCACUGGCCCCGAGUUCCACGUGGUAUAUGCGGACGAAAAAGCUGGCAACCUAAGGACUCUGCUUGGGCCACGCACCAACUACGACCUCUGGCACAUUGACCAGACAUUCACGCCCAACACGCCCUCGACCACAUUCUUCUGGGUGCUCGAGAAGCCCAAGUCGGGUGGUGGAGACACGGCCUUCACCUCACUGACACACGCAUACGCCGCCCUCUCGCCUGCAUUCCGGAACAUUCUGUCGCCCUUGAAACUCGCACAUACAUCCGCAUCCGUCGGGGAGGUAGCACGCGUCGGGGCUGAGCGGGCCUUGCGAGAAGCCGUCAACGCGACGCACCCCCUUGUCAUCCGACACCCAGUCACGCAGGAGCCGGCGCUCUUUGUCAACCCGACCAUCGCGAGGCGGGUCGAGGGCUUCCUGCCCGAAGAGUCUGACUCGCUACUCAGGUUCCUGCACGAGCAUAUUCGGAGUCUGGACUUUAGCUGUCGUGUCAAGUGGGAGCCCAGGACUGUCGUGGUCUGGGAUCAGCGGUGCACUGCCCACACCGCGGUGCCGGACUUUCGGGAUGGAGAGCGGAGGCAUAUGGUGAGGAUGAUUCCGUAUGGGACGAAGCCUCAGCCAGCCUUCCCAGAGGUAUACAAAGAAUAG
Microdochium trichocladiopsis is the source of this 1011-nucleotide messenger RNA. RefSeq lists its product as uncharacterized. Gene Ontology annotation, molecular function: 2-oxoglutarate-dependent dioxygenase activity. Lineage: Eukaryota; Fungi; Ascomycota; Sordariomycetes; Xylariales; Microdochiaceae. The transcript is spliced from 4 exons. Gene Ontology annotation, cellular component: cytoplasm. The record is from RefSeq and is a predicted model, not a curated record. The coding region runs from base 1 to 1011 and encodes 336 amino acids.